This is a messenger RNA of Daucus carota subsp. sativus, 5107 nucleotides long. RefSeq names its product putative transcription factor bHLH041. NCBI's taxonomy places the organism in Eukaryota, Viridiplantae, Streptophyta, Magnoliopsida, Apiales, Apiaceae. Gene Ontology annotation, molecular function: protein dimerization activity. The record is from RefSeq and is a predicted model, not a curated record. The transcript is spliced from 8 exons. The coding region runs from base 2997 to 4571 and encodes 524 amino acids.
GUAGAAAAAUAACCACCGCGGCGCCAAACAUUAGAACCUAAAUAACAACUACAACAACAACCUAGAAAUCAACUCAAAAUUCAACUCAAAAUAUCAAACAAAACAAAAGAAAACUGGAAAUCCUAUGUCUACGAUUUGGAGGGGUUUAAAAAUAGAAAUUUAACCAAAUGUUUUGACUAAACACACUCAUACCAAUAUGCACACACGGAUACAUACAUGUAUAAACACCCAAACUCAACCAACACAAAUACAAAAUGCCACCACAAUCCACUGAGCCCACUGUUUUCCAAUCGACGGCGCAACAACCCACCAGACUUCCUCCUACGGCCUAUUAUAAACAAAGCCACCCUUACUCUCGCCCUUUUUCUUAAAUACCAACAGCUUGCUUCAAAUCUCGAACUAUGCUGUCACCGACAGCAAACAACCCAGUCACUACCACCAACAACGCAUACUCACUCUGCACAUGCUAGCUUCUUUCAUCUUCCUUUUUCACUAAACACUACCCGGGGACAAUAGUUUCCGGCAAGCCGCUACUCCCCCACACCUCCGUCAACAAUUUAUUAGAAAUUGAUUUUAGGAGAAAUGGAAAGUUCGAAACAAUUGGGAUUUUUUUUUUUGGAAAUUGGAUGCAGUUACUAAUUCAUGAUUUGGCAUGUACAGAAAGAAAACUUUAUUUUCGAUUCUACGAGAAUUUUUAUGAAAGUCUUUCAUUUGCUUCUCUUCGAUGGUAGUUUGAUUAUCCCAGAAUGUAUCUUAAUUUUUUGCCUAAUUCUUCUUCUGAUGAUCGAUUCAACCUCUGAUCAAAAAGAUAUAGAGGUUGGAGAGUUCGUCGGGGAGGGGGAUGGGCGGGGACGAGCGGUGGGUGGUGGGGAGGAGAGAGGGGUUGAAGAGUAAGAAGAUGAUAGUGCGGAUCGAAGAGGAGAGAGGUAUUGAAGAGAGAUUAAUUGAUUUUAGGAGAGAGAGAGAGAGGGGGUGAGGUGAGAGAGGAGGAAAGAUAAGUAAUAAGAAAUGAAAAGAUGAAUUAGAGAAUGUGGUAUUUUUGAAAAUAAGAUUCAAAAUAUAGUAUAUUUAAAAGAUUUUUAGAGAGUGGUAUAUUUGUAAAUAAGAUCCAAAAAGUAGUAUACAUGACAUAUUCCCAAUAUAUUUUUUUUUACUUUGACACUAGUACUCCCAACUAUUAUACUUAACAGGAAUUAAGUAUAAAAAUUUCAAUCUCAUUAAAAUUAUCCAGAUUAUUUUUUCACAAAUAUUAAUUUCUUAAAUUGUAAAAAAAACUUAAUCUUAUAUUUAAUUUCUUUUAAGUAAUGAUAUUUUGAGUAUUAUUAUUAUUAAAGUAAAAAAAAUAUUUUAGGCAUAAAAUCGAAUUAUUAGAUAAUUUUUCGAUAAAAACCAAAAAUGGUAUUGUGUAAGUACGAAAAUACCACUGAACUAAUACUUCAUAUUUAAUAUCAAUGGAAAAUUUUAAUAAAAACUUAUAAACUGAUUUUUUUUUUUAGGUUUGAAGGACGAUUAUUAAGUUUGAAAAUAUGAAUAUUUUUCUGCGAUUACAAGGACUACAAACUCCUCUUAACUCUUAAAAAUACUACUCCCUCAUGUUAUGUGCCUCUUAUAUCUUUUUGGAACGUCCCAAAAAGAUAAAUCUAUUAUACUUACUAUUUUUGAACACUACUUUUUAUUAUUAGACUCACUAGUUCUAUAUUUUAUACCCUUUUUAACACUAUUACAUUCACUACUUUCGUCAACUAUCUCAAAUCUAUUACUCCCCCCGUCCCUUUUUACUUGUCACUUUGAUUUUUUACACGUAAUUUAAGAUGAUUGAAAAACAUAAUUUCGUUCAUUAUUUUUAAAAUUUUCUUUUUAUGAAUAAAAAUAUAAACUAUAAACUUUAAUUCAGAAAAUGAAAAUUUUAAAAAUAAUAAGUAGAAAUAUGUUCUUUAAUCACCUUAAAUUAUGUGCAAACAAUCAAAGUUACAAGUAAAAAUGGACGAAGAUAGUAUUAAAUUGUGUUAGAUCUCACUACUUCACCUACUUUUCAACUAUAUAUAUUCUUUUUUACUAGUUUUUUCUUAAUCUACGUAAAAGUUAAAGAAAACUAACAUAAAAUGGGAAUGAGGGAGGACACAGUUGUUUUUCAAAAAAAGAAAAAUACUACUCCUUCCGUCUCAAUUUAUAGGUCCCUUUUGGAAUAAAUACGCAUAUUAAGAAAAAAAUUGGUUAUAUAUGAUUUUAUCUCAUCUAUCAUUAAUUAAUGCAUUGAGAAAUGAGAAUAUAGAGUUGAAUUUCAAAAAAAAUCACAAUAAAUAGAGAGAUUUAGUGUAUUGAAAAUUGAGAAUACAGUUGAGUUCCAAAAUAAUCACAAUUAAUAUAAAGAUAAAUUUGUAUUGAAAGAAAAUAGUGACAAAUAUUUUGAGACAAAAUUUUUUUUCAAAAGGGACCUAUAAAUUGAGACGUAAGGAGUACAACAAUUGCAGUCAGGUGAAAAAAUAAACCUGGAAAAACGAAAAUGGGUAAACAAUCAUUAGGGGUGGUUAAUAAGGUGAGCUUCCUAGCUUGACCCAUUUGAAAUUCCAUACCAACUGAUCCAAAAGCUUGGACGACUUUGACCAUACUUUUCAAUGUUUUUGUGUGGCCCAACCGGGUCCCACUGGUCCAUCUCCCAACUCCAUAUACCCUAGUUUACCCCCACAAUACUUUUCUUCCAUCGAUUUUUGCCUUUCUACUUUUCAAGCUUCCCCAAACCAAACAUAUCCCAAUUUCUCAUGUGGCCCCCACCAACUUACUCAUCACAAGCCCUUUCCUUUCCUUGCAAUACUUUUCAAACCAUCAUCAUCUCUCUUGCAUCUCCAUGGCCAUUAUACAUUAUACAUGCACACACACACUAGUGUGUAUUUGUGUGUACACACUAUGACACAAUAAAUCUCAUGUCACUUUCGACACAUACAUAGAUUAAUAUAAAUAUGGUAGUUUAAUUUAGUGGAGAUUGAGCAAAUACAAAAAUGGAAUCCAUAUUCAAGCUUAGUGAAGGUGAUAGGACAGCCUAUCUCCACCAGAUGAGCUCCUCACUUGGCUGCACUUAUGUUUGCCUUUGGUCUUACUUGCCUCAACCCUCUAACUGUUUAGUGUUCUUGGAUGGAGUCUACCAUGAAGAAUACACUGAUAAAUUAGCUAUUGGUGGUUCUUCAUCGUCGUUGUCAGUGACUUCUCUUCCUAGCAGGCUUUUUUAUGUGUAUCAGAAAUCAGUUCUCUCCGUCGAUGAUGGCCGUGUUCCUGGAAUUGCUUUCAAGAAUAGUAUUCCAUACCUUGAGUAUAAGGGAUUAGAGCUUCAAACAUUAACAUCCACCCAAGUACAGCUGCAAUUUUAUCAGGAAGCUCGGAUCAAGACCUCUAUAUUUAUGGGGUGCAGAAGUGGAGAGAUUGAGCUAGGCUUUUCUACGGUUUCCCAAGUUAAUGUUGAAGCCCAAAUGAAGAAUCUGUUUCCUCAAGAAUUCUCUCUGCAAGUUGUUCCAAGAGAGCUUACUGAUCAGCCAACUGAUCAGACAGUUCCACCUUCAUUACCACCUCCAUUACUACCCAUUUCCACCAAUAUCGCCAGCACUUCACACAAUCCAAACCCUACUCUUCAACAACCAUUUCCACCACUCGUAUCAAGCCCGAAUACUAAUGAUGCUUUCCAAGAAACCAUUGAUACUUUAAAUCAAAUCCGGAACGUUAAUUUCCCCACCAUAGAAAGCGAAGAUGCUGCAAUCACACAAGCCAUUCUAGCGGUCAUUUCUUCUUCUACAUCUCCUUCACCAACUUCUUCCGCUUCUUCACCUCAGCCCCCACAAAGAAGUAGUGCUUUCAAGACUUAUAGGAGGUCAGUUUUAGCCCCUGGUAGACAGAUUACGAGACCUCGUAGACCAAAUAUGUUGAAGUUAGCCGUGGAGUUCAUCAGAAGUAGUUCAAGCCUAAUGAGGGGCCAAGAACGAAGCCAAACUGGAAGCCGGUCUGGAAGCAAUCAGUUGCAGCAUAUGAUCAAAGAGCGCAAACGAAGAGAAAGGCUUAAUCAGAACUUCGAAGCAUUGAGAUCUCUACUUCCUCCCGGAUCUAAGAAGGACAAAGCAUCAGUGCUGAAUAGCACAGUGGAGUACAUGAAUCUACUCAUUUCCGAAGUUAGAGAGCUAAACAGAAGAAACCAGAUUUUACUUUCACAGCAACAUGAAGAAACCAAUGAAGCAAACAAUCAAGAAACUAUCGGUGGUACUUCAUUGCCAUCAACCAAUGCUGGUGAUCACAGGCUCGACAUUCUGAUUGCGAACGUGGCUGAAACGACAUCAGAGGCUCGGGUUUUGGACUUGAGAGUGCGUGUUAGAGGAGAAUGCAGUAUAUCAGAUAUUGUGAUUAGGGUUCUGGAGUUCUUGAGGCAAGUUGCGAAUGUGGGGUUAUUGUCUGUAGAAGCCAGUACACAGAUGGUGGGAACUGCUGCAGUCAGUGAUUUUGUUUGGAGAUUCAAGAUUGAGGGAGAUGAAAAUUGGGAAGAGUCGAGCUUCCUAGAAGCAGUAAGAAGGGUGAUUGCUGACCUGACACAAUAACAAGUGGGCUCAAAUAGAUGUGGACACGUACACAACACAAGUCCCACUUGAUCACCUACCGCCUCCUUCUAAAUCGGCGGCGCCACGACAUCAAAUUUCGUGACAUGGGAAGUUUAGUUUAGAGAGCCGGAGUUAUGGAUCCUGUUCUCUGCCCACCUAUUGUUGGGAAAGGAUUAUUUAAUACGGGGUUGUUAGAUUUAGAUUUCAAGUGCUCAGAUUCAAUCCGAAUUUUUAAUAUAUCCGCUAUAAAUAUCCGUGAAAUGGAAGAUUUACUUUCCGCGGAUAAUAUCCACGGAAAAGGAGUUCUCUUUUCCGCGGAUACAUUAAAAACUCAAAAUUGAAUCUGAGCUUUUAAAAUGUAAAUCUAACGACCCCGUACAGUGUGUUAGAUAACUUUUUCCUUGACAACCGGUUGAUAGAGAACACGACCCUGGAGUUAUAUCUGCAAUGUAGUUCAGAGUUUAAUUCUUAGUCAUGAUUUGUCUUACGUAUUUUCGAUUGAAUUUAUUUUACAUGAUUGAUAAUUUGGUUUUGAG